AUGAGUUCAUCUGAGUUUGACGUUUGUCGUUAUGAUGAAGCAGAUUGUUAUGUUUGUUCGGAUAUUAACCCGUUUCCGGAAGGCCUAAAUUUUCCACUCCCUGAUAAACCGUCAGAUGAUAUUUUCGAAGCUAUGACGACCGCCAAAGAAGCCAAUGGAAGGGGCUCUAAAAUAUUUCGGACACUCAAUCAACGUGCAAAAGAUUUAGUGGACAAGUCAACGGAUUUAGAUUCAUGGACACCAAAUCAAUUAAAGAUGAUGAGUUUUGGGGGCAACAAUCGAGCUCAGGUGUUCUUCAAGCAACAUGGUUGGACAGAUGGAGGGGAAAUUGAAGCCAAAUACACCUCAAGAGCUGCUGAGUUAUAUAAACAAUUACUUUCAAAAGAAGAUGCCAAAAGUCAUGCAGAAGUUGCUGCCAACAGCUUCCCAUCAUCACUUGUUGAAACUCUUGAUAAACCUUAUACUGAUUUCAAGCCCUUUGAAACCCUAAAAGAGAACCCUACACCUACACCUACACCUGCAACUGCACCAAAACUUGACACCAAUGGCUCUGCUCUUGAUAAACCAAGGAUCUGA
Lactuca sativa (garden lettuce) is the source of this 576-nucleotide messenger RNA. The record is from RefSeq and is a predicted model, not a curated record. NCBI's taxonomy places the organism in Eukaryota, Viridiplantae, Streptophyta, Magnoliopsida, Asterales, Asteraceae.